CUUGUCUCGGACGCCGAGGAGGUGGACACGCGCCGCCUGGUGGCCGAGCAGAACAAGAAGAAGAGGAAGUCUGGCGGCUUUCAGUCCAUGGGCUUCAGCAAUUCUGUAUACAAGGGCAUUGUCAAGCGGGGCUACAAGAUCCCAACACCUAUUCAGAGGAAGUGUAUUCCUGUGAUCCUGGAGGGCAAGGACGUGGUGGCCAUGGCUCGCACGGGCAGCGGCAAGACGGCCUGUUUCCUGCUGCCGAUGCUGGAGAAGCUGCAGGUGGCGUCAGCCAUGUCUGGCGCGCGGGCUCUGGUCCUCUCCCCCACCAGGGAGCUGGCGCUGCAGACGCUGCGCUUCACCAAGGAGCUGGGCCGCUUCUCCAACCUGCGGGCGGCCGCCGUGCUGGGAGGCGACUCGAUGGAGGGUCAGUUCUCGGCGCUGCACGAGAAGCCCGACAUCAUCAUCGCCACGCCGGGCAGGUUCGUGCACGUGUGUGUGGAGAUGGAGCUGCGGCUGGAUGCGGUCGAGUACGUGGUGUUCGAUGAGGCGGACCGGCUGUUCGAGAUGGGCUUCGCCGAGCAGCUGCGCGAGAUCCUGGCUCGGCUGCCUGAUGCCCGACAGACUCUGCUCUUCUCGGCCACGCUGCCCGGCAUGUUGGUGGAGUUUGCUCGCGCCGGCCUCACCGACCCUGUCCUGGUCAGAUUGGACGUGGAGACGAAGCUCUCCGAGCAGCUGAGCCUGGCGUACCUGCGCUGUCGCGACGACGAGCGCAGCCUGCUGCUGCUGCACCUGCUGGAGAACGUGGUGCCCGCCGGCCAGCAGACGGUGGUGUUCGCCGCCACCAAGCACCACGUCGAGUACAUCCGGCUGCUGCUGGAGCGGGCCGGCCUCAGCUGCACGUUCCUGUACUCUGACCUGGACCCGGCCGCGCGCAAAAUCAACACGGACAAGUUCCGUCACAAGAGGGUCAAUGUGCUGGUGGUGACUGAUGUAGCGGCGCGUGGUAUCGACAUCCCCCACCUGGACAACGUCAUCAACUACAACUUUCCGGCCAAACCCAAGCUGUUCGUGCACAGAGUCGGUCGUGUUGCCCGCGCUGGUCGGCCAGGGACGGCUUACUCGAUCCUCAUCCACAACGAGCUGCCCUAUCUGCUCGACCUGUACCUGUUCUUGGGCUCCAAACUGACGUUCACACCCAGCACCAACCUAGACAAGGAGGUCAACUGGCACGGCUACCUGGGCUCCAUACCGCAGGAGCUAGUGGACGUGGACUCGGAGCGGAUUCAGCUGUGGCAUGACACCUCCAACGACCUGCGGGCGGCGCUGAAGAGCAGCCAGAACGCGUUCAAGCAGUACCUGCGCUCGCGGCCGGCGGCGAGCGCGGCCAGCGUGCGCCGCAUGAAGGAGGAGGCGGCCCGGCCGCUGGGCGUGCAUCCGGUGCUGCGGCCGGCCGGCGCCACGGCCGGCGCCGACGAGCGCGCCCGGCUCAUAGACGCCGUGCGCGGCUACAAGGCGUCCCGGACCAUAUUCGAAGUGGGCGUUACUUCUCACCAAAACAGCGCCAAGGUGAUGAAGGCCAAGCGGAACAGGGAUGAGCACGUCAUUGAACGUGCCGUCGCCAAGCGCAAGGCGGCUGAGCUCGAGGACGGCGACGAGCAGCAGGAGGGUGAGCGUGGCAUGCGUGUGCUGAGCCGCUGCUGCCCUUCAUUGCCAGCGGCGGCGGCGCGCGACGAGCAGAACUACAUCCCGUACCAGGCCAAGGAUCACCACACCGAGGCCGGGUACUCGGUGACGAGCGCGUUUGAGCGCGAGGCGAGCACUGCCCUUCUGGACCUCGCCAUGGAUGACGACACGCGCCACCGCCGCCAGGCUAAUGCCAAACACUGGGAUCCCAAGAAGAAGAAAUAUGUCGGCAAUUCAAAUGACGGCAAGAACAAGAAGAUCCGGACCGAGUCGGGCGUCUGGAUCCCGGCCACGUUCCAGAAGGCCGGCAAGUACGACGAGUGGAAGAAGAAGACGCAGCUGGACGCGCAGGACUCCGACUCCGACGAGGGUCACCAGCGGAAGGGCGGUCGCGGCCUCAAAGUGAUCCGGCACCGUAAGAACCAGUCGCGACCGGCGCUGGGCGGCGGGCCGGCACACGCCAAGCGGCCCGAGAUGCGCUCCUCCGACCAGAUCCUCAAGCAGCGCGAUCUUACGGAGAGAAGGCGAAAUAGAAGUACCGUCGGCGUCGGCAAGGGGCGCGGAGGCAAGUCGCGUGGCGGCAAGACCGGCGGAGGCAAGGCCGGCGGUGCCGCGGGCAGAGGGGGCGGACAGAUGGACGAUAUUCACGCAAGCCGAGUCGAGGUCGUCCAGACCUGA
Molecule: messenger RNA, 2346 nt
Organism: Pollicipes pollicipes
Lineage: Eukaryota; Metazoa; Arthropoda; Thecostraca; Pollicipedomorpha; Pollicipedidae
Product: ATP-dependent RNA helicase DDX54-like
Exons: 16
Cellular component (GO): nucleus; cytosol
Molecular function (GO): RNA binding; RNA helicase activity; ATP binding
Source: RefSeq, a predicted model, not a curated record